AUGGUCGGCUCCUGUUGUGGAUCCGUCUGCUCUGGCCAGGGCUGCGGCCAGGAGACCUGCGGCCAGGAGACCUGCUGCCGCCCCAGCUGCUGCCAGACUACCUGCUGCCGCCCAAGCUGCUGUGUGUCCAGCUGCUGCCGCCCCUCUUGCUGUGGCUCCAGCUGUUGCAGGCCCACCUGCUGUCCACCCUCUGGCCACCUCUGUUGCCGCCCCACCUGCUGCCAGACCCCCUGCUGCCGCCCCACCUGCUGCAUUUCCAGCUGCUGCCGCCCGUCCUGCUGUGGCUCCAGCUGCUGCGGCUCCAGCUGCUGCCGCCCAACCUGUUGCAUCUCUAGCUGCUGCCGCCCCACCUGCUGCCAGACCCCCUGCUGCCGCCCCACCUGCUGCAUUUCCAGCUGCUGCCGCCCCUCCUGCUCUGGCUCCAGCUGCUGCGGCUCCAGCUGCUGCAGGCCCACCUGCUGCAUCUCUAGCUGCUGCCGUCCCACCUGCUGCCAGACCCCUUGCUGCCGCCCCACCUGCUGCAUUUCCAGCUGCUGCCGCCCCUCCUGCUGUGGCUCCAGCUGCUGCGGCUCCACCUGCUGCAGGCCCACCUGCUGUCAGACCCCCUGCUGCCGCCCAGUCUGUUCUAGCAGCUCCUGCUGCUGA
Molecule: messenger RNA, 645 nt
Organism: Pteronotus mesoamericanus
Lineage: Eukaryota; Metazoa; Chordata; Mammalia; Chiroptera; Mormoopidae
Product: keratin-associated protein 4-3-like
Exons: 3
Coding region: 1-645 (214 amino acids)
Cellular component (GO): keratin filament
Source: RefSeq, a predicted model, not a curated record